This is a messenger RNA of Zootermopsis nevadensis, 4652 nucleotides long. It is a transcript of the gene Sik3, whose product is annotated as Salt-inducible kinase 3. Gene Ontology annotation, molecular function: tau-protein kinase activity; ATP binding. Gene Ontology annotation, biological process: protein phosphorylation; intracellular signal transduction; microtubule cytoskeleton organization. NCBI's taxonomy places the organism in Eukaryota, Metazoa, Arthropoda, Insecta, Blattodea, Termopsidae. The record is from RefSeq and is a predicted model, not a curated record. Gene Ontology annotation, cellular component: cytoplasm.
UGGAAAUCAAAAUUUAACCGCAGAUAGACUAGUGAGAGUUGGUUAUUAUGAAUUAGAACGGACGAUUGGAAAAGGAAAUUUUGCGGUUGUGAAGCUAGCGACACAUGUUGUAACGAAAACGAAGAGUGCUCUGACUAUUCUAAAACGACUAGAGCAGAUCAACUCAGCAGUGGGGUCGAUCCCGGAAAUAAAGUCCACUCCUGCUUCGCGUUCAGGUUCAAAUUUCGGUUGCAGUAAAGAUUAUAGAUAAAACAAAACUAGAUGAAGAAAAUUUAAAAAAAAUAUUCCGAGAAAUUCAAAUAAUGACAAAACUCCGUCAUCCGCACAUCAUAAGACUGUAUCAGGUAAUGGAAACUGAAAAGAUGAUAUAUCUAGUAACAGAGUAUGCAAGUGGAGGUGAGAUUUUUGAUCACCUAGUAGAAAAUGGACGAAUGAGUGAGGUGGAAGCCCGCCGAAUAUUCCACCAGAUUGUGGCAGCUGUGAAUUAUUGUCAUAAACGAAAUGUGGUCCACAGAGAUCUCAAGGCUGAGAAUCUGCUACUUGACUCCAAGAUGGACAUAAAGUUGGCAGAUUUUGGGUUCAGCAACCACUACCAACCUGGACAGAUGCUGUCAACGUGGUGUGGGAGCCCACCAUAUGCAGCUCCGGAGCUCUUUGAGGGCAGAGAGUAUGAUGGUCCGAAGACAGACAUUUGGAGUAUGGGUGUGGUUCUGUAUGUAUUAGUUUGUGGAGCUCUUCCAUUUGAUGGUACAACAUUACAUUCAUUGCGCACAAGAGUGAUCUCAGGAAAAUUUCGUAUACCCUUCUUCAUGUCCGCAGACUGUGAACAUCUUAUAAGGCACAUGUUGGUUGUGGACCCAGAGCGAAGACUAGGUAUUAAGCAAAUAUUACACCAUCGUUGGAUGUUGCAGGGUGAAGUGGAUUAUGGAGUUCAUAGAAUGUUAACAGAUGCUGAAAGUGCAGAAGUGCCUCCAGUCCUUAAUAAUUUAGUAUUAGAACACAUGCUGCAACUACCAGGCCUGGAUAAAGAAAUGAUAAUGAAGUCUGUGCUUUCCAACAGCUUUGGUAACAUCAGUGCCAUAUAUCAUCUUCUGGUAGAAAAACUCGAAUGUCAAGAGCUGAAGAGAAGUGCACAGAGCAGUGGCAGCCUUCCUUUGGUUGCUACGCAGCGCAAGGCUAGCAUUACGACAGGUGUAGUUGACCGCAGCCCAACGAGUGACUUGGAAUUUGAACAGGGUGGUUCACCACUCGUUUCUGUGCCAACGAUACCUGUUGUACACCUUCUGAAUGACUCACAGCUCUUUGAAAAGUUUGGUGAUGUGGAUAUGCAGAUGGAGUCAGAAAAUGAGGAAUUGCAGAGACGAUCGAGUGGUGGUGGAAUUGGAGACAAGUACCUAAUGGCCAGAAGACAUACCGUAGGCCCUGGUGACACAGUACAUGAACAGGUUUUUGAGGCCCACUACAUAAAACUGGAUGGAGUUGGUCAGCCCUUGGAUAUCCUGCCCAAUACAAAUCUGCCACUGAACCUCCCACUUGUUCAACACCAACCCCCACAGAAUUUCUCAGUCAAGGAUCAGCAUCUGCUGAAACCACCUCCUGUUAUGGGUGCAAUUGGAGGUUUUGGAAGAAGAGCUUCGGAUGGUGGAGCCAAUCUUCAGAUGUUCUUCAGCAGACAGUUGGAAGGAGUCUGGAGUCAACCUGGAAGUCAAGAACAAUUACAAAUGCUCCAGCCCGGCAGUCCAACUUUGUCGCAGAGGUCUCAGCCCAUCCCAGCUUCCACCUCACAGAAUGGUGUUGAAGCAGCAUCACACCUGCCACCAGCUGAAAACACGGGGCCUGCUCCAGCAGAAGAUCUGCCUGAUCCAUAUGCAGUUGCAAGAUACAUGCAUGGUCGUGGAAACACAAAGCGACACACACUGGCACUGGGUAGUGCAGAGGAAGUGCAAGAAGUUCAGCGGAAGAUGGUCCAGCAGCAGCAGCAACAGCCACAACAGCAGCAGCAGCCACAACCAAUGAGAACGAGACGUACAGGCUUGCACACUGUGAUGGAAAGACCUCCAGUCAUUAGCCCUGAACUUGUGAUGGAAGUGGAGGCUCGGAUGAACCGCCAGUACACGCCCCCGAACCUGCACCCAGCAGGCACCAUCCCUGUCACUGUGCCACGCAGUAAAGCUUAUCCCAGGCCCAAGAAACCCUCAGGUUUACCCACUGUUCAGGAAAAUAAUAGCAGAGGGCGAGAAAGCUUCAAGGAAGUUAACAGCCUACAUCUACCACUGGAACCAUACAGUCGUGUGCGUCGAGCCAGUGAGGGUUGUGCGACAGGUCUGGGGUCGCAGUACCGUUCCAGUCCUCAACACCACCUUCAUAGUCAUCCUCAUUCACAGUUUACGGUCGGAGACAAAGAGGCCAAUAUGAAGGCUCUUCAACAGGAAUACCAUCAGUUGCAGCAGAGACACAGUGGAAGCAUCACUGAUGCGCAAGCUCAGGCAGAGCUACAGAUGAGACACUCUCUUCACAUCCAACAUAUGUUGGGAACCGGCACUCCUACGAGGACCUUAUCACCCCUUACAACUCCUCACAUGUCACCAUCUCCCUCCCCACCCACUAACCAGAGCCCUUCAUCCAUACCAGGAUCACCAGUGCAUCACCACCACCACCAUCUCUUACCAUCUAGUUGUAAUGAAGCCAAUAACAUCUCUCUUUCUCAUCAUUUUCAACUGUUACAUCUGCAACAGCAACACCAGCAGCAGUCCACGCCUCCACAAAAUCAGUCUCCAACAUUGAGUGCAGAAUCUUCAGUGCUCUACCAACAGUUUCUUCAACAGGGCUAUGCUUCGCCUCAUUCUGCAUCCUCUCCACGCAGCUCCCCAACACCCGAGGGUACCGUGGGCUCUACCAGUGUAACGUCCAUUACUCAGGGCCUCAGUGGUCUCUCCACGAACACUGGCUCUAUCACUCAAGGAACUCCAAGUUCAAAUAGUAAUGGUAGUUCGUGUGGUGGAGUUCUGAAUCUGGCUUCAGCAUCAAUAACAGCCAUGCCUCUUGAUAUGCGAGUUCAGUCUGCAGGGUCUUCCUCCCCACACCACACAGUUCACCUGCAUCACCGUUCACCUGCCACAACGCCCGUCCAACAUUCCCCUUCCAAUUCGCCGGCACUCGGUAUGAUCCAGGAAGAGAACAACUCGGUUUUCCAUCUGAACCAUCGUAUUGAAUUGGAUGAUGGCGAAUCAAUCUUGAAAGGAAGAAUGCAUGUUGGAAACAUUACUGUGGAUAGGCGACAGUUCAUGAAUGCGUCUCGUCAAGCGCAGUUGUACAGUCCGCAUCAUCCGCAGAUAUCUGUAACAGAUGAGAUGGGAGGAGAAGUUACAUUGGUGGCAUGUUCGUCAUCAUCCUCGAGCAAUUCCAGUACUGACUUGGCGCAUCCGGAUGGGAAUGAUAAUCGAGGUGCGGAUGGAAUGAUUGUGGAAAGUGCAGUGCCAUCAGAUAUGGAUUCUGUGUUGUCUUCAGUGAUUUCUCACCAUUCCUUCACUCAUCCAGACAUAUCUGCACCCUUAAAAAAAUUCCUGUACUCUUUCUCCCACGAAGCUGAUUCAGUAUCGAAUUCUGAAUCAUCUUACUUUCCGCCAUCUGCAAAUACGAUUCCUUCUCAUUUUCACAAUUCACCGCCAAACACCAUUUUGCCUUCUUUUCUCAUUUCUGGGCCUUGUGAUUUUUCUAGGCCUUCUAUAGUGAGAGGUAUAGGGAAACAGCAGCACGUUAAUAAAGAUGCUGGAGAACAGUUGCAGCAUGCUGUUAAUAGUGAAACUGAACACUCAUUUGAUCGUCUUGAAAGUCCGAUGCAUCACAGCUCUUCACAAAAAAAUUUAAUCGGAAGUGCUGACUCCAGAACGUCAUCUGAGGAACACCAUGAUGCUUACGCUCAACAAAAUAAUGCAGAUCUAAGGUACACCUUGCCACCGUCAUAUUUUUUCACAGCACAUGCCCGUAACAUAGACCACUACUCAAGCGAAGAUUCCUUAUCUAAUGACAUGGAGAACUUUCAGCGAGUUCAUCGAAACCACAGAGAGGAGGGCAGUGUACUGUAUGAGAAUGGAAAAAACAUUCUCUUUAAAGAUGUGUCUGUGUCGUCAGAUAAUGCUGUAUCAUUGACAGGCAGUGUUUUAGCAUCUGAUCUCUUACAAAAAACUUCUAGUGGUUCAUUUAAACUGACCCUUUCAGAUGUGUGUUCGCAGCUGAAUGCCUCAGAUAUUUUAGGACGUGUUAAAAGACUUAUAGAUGCCCGUGCUCCUCCAAAAUGUUUUACAUUUUCUCAUGGUGAAAGUGGAGACCCUGGAGAGAGUGAAGAAGGUGCUUUGGCACUGGAGUAUCCUGGGGGAAUUCAGAUUGAAUUGAGAGUGUUUGAAGAUACAGAAUGUGAAUUGAAAGGCUUGAAGAUGCGAAGGAUAUCAGGGGACCAUCUUCAGUACAAUCAGUUAUGUCAGCAACUUAUAUCAUGUAUGACAGUAUAAAUUGUUUUCCAUUUAGAACUAAUUAGUGUGCAGCACUUGAAACCCAUUUUAUAACACAGGGUGAUUCAAAAAGGACUUCACAACUUUGAAAGUGUAUAGAAAUUUAUUCAGAAGGCUUACAGAAUCGGUUGAGGUGUCAUUUUG